Molecule: messenger RNA, 804 nt
Organism: Suillus plorans
Lineage: Eukaryota; Fungi; Basidiomycota; Agaricomycetes; Boletales; Suillaceae
Exons: 5
Coding region: 1-804 (267 amino acids)
Source: RefSeq, a predicted model, not a curated record
AUGGCCCGCACCAAGAAUACCACCAAGAAAUGUACUGGUGGCUCAGUGCCACACGUCCUCCUCAAGAUCUCAAGAGUGCAACUCUCUGGAGGGGACCACCAGAAAAUGAAGGCUUUGAGCGCCACCAGGGGUGCCUUACCUGUGGGAGGUGGGGACUUAGAGAAGAGGAAUGGUCAGCAUGAGGCUUUGACCGCCACCAGUAAGGACUUAGAAAUGAGAAGUGCCCACAAUGAAUAUUAUAUACUUUGCAGGGAUGGUGCAGGGUGCUAUGGAGACAAUACUCUCUUCAUGUGCACUCUGUGUCCCAGGGUCAUUUGCAGGCUCUGCCUGCAGCUGCUGCCUGACAUAGAAACCAAAAUCCUACAAGAGGACGUCUCAUUUAGAUGCAUUUGUUGCCAUAUUAAGAUGGAACAAAGUGCUGCCUACUUUAGUUUCUAUAAUAGCAAUGGCCUUCCCUUCUUGGACAAGUUCCUAUCUGUCAAUGAUGCACUUGAGGUGUCUGCCCAAGCUGAAAUAUCGGCAGCUCCGGUCAUUUUUAUUCACCUUAUCCUCGUCGACUUCAAAGUGGCUGCUUCCUUAAGCCUUACUACUCCGGCGAUGCUUAUUUCAUUUACUGAGAGGGUUCUCAUUGGGCUGUGCCCACUUCGGUUGGCUUUCAAGGAUAUGCUCUUACAGUCAUGGGACCUUGGUAGCCACUCUGAUAUAUUUCUAUUGACCACUGUCAAGGAGGGCGGCCUUAGUAUCUCUAGGUUUGCAUGGGCUAAUGUGGAGGUCCAUCCUUGGGGCAACCCCCUACCUAUCUAA